This is a messenger RNA of Prorocentrum cordatum, 961 nucleotides long. The record is from the annotation of a GenBank genome assembly. Lineage: Eukaryota; Dinophyceae; Prorocentrales; Prorocentraceae.
CUCUUCGUAUCAGUACGAAUCACGGCUGGCGGCACUCCAGGAGAGAGUGCGCCAGCGGGAGCUGGCUCGGGCACAGGAGGACCCAGCAGGUGGCGCAAGCGGUAAUGGGCUAGGCUGAGCCCGAGCGCCGCCCUGCUGGGCCGAGUCGUUAGUCACGUGACUGGUCCGCCUCGGCGUGCUUCUUCUUCUUCUUCCCUCCGAUCUGCGCCCUCCCCGGGCAGGUGGCCACCCUGGCGAACGCGAACGCAGACAAGGCGCACGACUCCAAGCAGGACGCGACGUGGGCGCUGCAGCUGGCGCUCUACGAGGCGUCCAUCCACCCGCACCGGACAGGGCCCUUGAAGCUGGAGACCUUCCCGACGAAGGUCUUCCUCUCGGAGAUACCCAAGGGGACGACUUCUUCGGACAUCCAGGCACUGUUCAGGGGCGGCGACGUCGGUGAGAUCCACUACCAGCUCGAGCCGAACGGCGAAUGGCAGGGGCGCACCACCGUGACCUUCUCCUCGCAGGCCGACCGCGACGGCGCCAUGUCCGCCGUGGCGCGGUUUCCGUUCCUCCACGUGGGCCCGAUGCGGGACUGGGCAGCCCGCUCCGACGUGGACCGGAUGCAGGCCGAGCUCGCAGCCUACUUCUCGCGGGGCGGAGGCCGAGUGAAGAACUGCCGCGUCUUCUACUCGCGCGCGUCGCACCAGGUGGUCGCCCAGCUCAACUGCCACCCGGUCACGGCGAGGGCCAUCCUGACCGCGGAGGAGCCGCACCGCUUCGCCACGCACAGGUCGCCCUUCGACGUGCGCCUGUCCGAGGACGAGCACUCUAAGAGGCGCUGCAUCGUCCCAAUUGGCGGCGGCCAGUUCCUCGCCAAGGUGCAGUGAGCCGAGCGGUGCCGUCGACGCUGCCGCUCGGCCCUGCUGGCCAGAUGGGCGUCUCGUGCUGGUCCGCCUCGGUGGAGGGGAGGAGGAGG